CCCACUAGUUACUACACUGCAUAAGCUUUUUCAAAGAUUUUUAAUCAGCUGGGACUCAUUAUUCGUUGAAUUCCCGGACAACCAUGAGCUUGAGAGUGAAUAUUACAGGAAAAGAAUUGUUCAGAUCCGGAAAUAACUGGGGGCCGGUCAUGAAUGCUAUUAUCUGUACUGUUACUCUAAUCCUCAUAUUCGUGUCGAUUCUUCAACAAGAAAAGUUAUUCUUCAGGGUCUGAGUCUUGUUACUCGACUAUAUCAUAAUCUAUUUCUUGAUCAUCGGGAUUAAGAAGUCUGAUUGGAUGGCUAAUUACUGAGGAAUUAUAUGAUCGAUAAUCAUGUAUGUUCAGAUGACUGAAGUCAACCUCAAAUUCACUUAUUUCAGAAUUAACGAAGGGUUACUGAUUCAGAUAACUAUGUCGCUAGUAUUUGGCACAUGUGUGACUACAAACUGGAAGAUAGCGUGCAUAACCCAAGUACUGCUCCACAUCUACGGGUUCUUCAGAUUAAAGAGUAAAUUCGUCACUUUGAGUGAUUACUACUAUACCGGAUCUAUCUGCUCACUAGCGUUCUUCAUAGUUGGGGCUUAUUCCUACUCUAAUACUCUGAAGCAUGAGUUCAUUGCUAGCUAUAAGCAGAGGAAGACUCUUGAAGGCCAGAAGGCUAUGCUCGAUUGCGUCCCUGAAGGAGUAGUAAUUAUUAAUAACAACAAGGAGUUCAAAUACCUAAAUCCAAAAAUUAAAGAGACCUUGGACAUUGGAUCCUUCUAUAGGCCAGAUUCUGUCAGAGAUGAGCUGAAAGCAAACCAAUUUUUCAUAAAGAAAGAGCUGGAUAGGAUUAUUAAGAGGUAUUCGUUUGAGUACUCCAAUGCCCAUCUCAACCAGAAAAAUGACCCAGAUAAGUUUCUCACUGGCCUGUUCAAGGAAUUCACAGUUGAGUGAAAAGACUUCCAGGAUGAUCCCCAGCCUGUGGAUUUCGGUGAAAUUGAAGAGGAAGUACGGAUAGACAAGUUUGAAAAAUACCGUGAGGGCCAUCUUACACUAGCACAAUUUUUGGAAAAUGAGCGUAGCUCUAUCAUGGAGAGUGUUAAAUGCAGUAAGGAGACCAAGAUCAGUAUGAAAUAUGAUUUUGCAUCUUCUCGAUAUGAACAUUUGAAACGUGAAUUUAUAGUUAAAACAGCAAUGGUUGAUUCAAAUGAUAUUUUACAAACAGAUGUGCUUUUCAUGCAUAUGUUUAUCGAAACCACUCAAAUCAGUCAGCUCGAAGAGGCCAAAGCUCAGAAUCACUACCAACGCCAGAUGCUCUCCAAUGUGUCUCAUGAGUUCAGAACGCCUUUGAAUUCAAUCAUGGCUUCACUUGAGCUCAUGAGAAUUGAAGAAUAUGGAAAGGACAAUCGUUUUGUUCAAAUCGCUUCAUCUUCUUGAAACAUUCUUGCAAUGCUGGUUGAAGAUAUCCUGGACAAUGCAAAAAUUGAGUCCGGAGUCUUCCAAAUCAACGAGGAGGUCUUCACAAUAACCCAGUGUAUCAAUGAGAUACAGGAAGUGUUUACACUCCAAGCAGCUGGCAAAAGACUGGAGUUAAGAAUAAAUAUCCAGGAUAAACUAAAAGAGCUGCCAAUUUUGUCAGACAAAGGCCGGAUCAAACAGGUGAUCAUGAACCUAGUGUCUAACGCUCUCAAGUUUACAGACAGAGGAUCAAUUACAAUUGAAAUUCAUGAGAAGCGAAACCAAGAAGAGUCUAAAAUGUUUGGAAGUCUGGAUAGUUUGGAGGAGUCAAAAUUCCUAGAAAAUUCAAGAAUAUUGAGAAAUAUGAGAGAAAUUCCAGAUGAGAACAUAGAAUCAUCAAAUAGUAUUCUAAGUCGACAUGACUGUACUAAUUAUUUCUUUUAUACUAAUACAUCAAGAUUCGAAAAUGUCAACAAACCAGAGUCAGAAUUUCUAGAUACAAUAGACAUCACUCUCAAGGUGACAGACACUGGCAUCGGAAUCUCCAAAGUUGACCAGAAGUCUCUGUUCAAACUCUUCGGUAAACUCAGCUCGAACCAUAACAGAAACAAGACUGGUUGCGGGCUCGGUCUCACGAUUUGCAAGAAGAUUAUAGAGAAAUUGGGCGGGACAAUAAGCUUGCAUUCUGAAGAAAAUGUUGGUACUACAGUUGAGUGUCAUUUCACCUGAAAGUACUAAUUAAACUUAACUCUCUUAUAUCCAACA
Messenger RNA from Moneuplotes crassus, 2204 nucleotides. NCBI's taxonomy places the organism in Eukaryota, Ciliophora, Spirotrichea, Euplotida, Euplotidae. The record is from the annotation of a GenBank genome assembly.